GCACAGUGGCAGCGAAACGGCUUGAGGCUUAAUCAAUACUGUGUAUUUCGUCGUGGACAGUCCGCAGAAGAUUUUUUUCGUGCCAGUUUUUAAAACGACUCUUGUACUGCCACUCUCUGGCGUGGACUAAAUUCAUAGCUCUGCAAGUGGAAAAUAAUCUGCAUUUUGACGCGCUGACGUCUGUGAUGCUGCAUGAAUCCGCAUGGACAAAAUGUGUUGGUGAUUGGGAAAGGGGAUCUUGAUCACAAACAAGCAGCUGCAACAUAUAGCCUAAAAACGGGAUAGUGUGAGCGUUGCAUUGGAAGAUUCACGAGUGUCGUCACUCAUCAUGAGGUAAAAUCACCAUGCUGUCCUUGUGGUCAAUGAACAUUUGCGUGGGUCGAGAAGAUCGCGCGUUUGAGAGGAAAUCAUAUGUGUCUGACCAUGCGCUGGGCUGCAUCCCUAAGCUCCUCACAGGUGGACGACUUGCUUAAAUCAAUGAAUCAAUACAGAUAGCAGCAUGUAGCCUAGAGGUUAUUUUUUUUUGCCGUGUUUUCAUGCCUCGGCUUGCCGGAUGUUUUCUUUUCUACACCAGCAGAUAAAAGGGGGCAAAUAGGAGGACAUGCCAUAGAUAACAUUACUCGCCCACUGAUGCUGCUGACAUUUGGCGAUUUGAUGUGUUGACAGAACAUGACAUAUGUGCCGAGAAUUCCCUCCGUAUCAGGACUGUGUGGCUGUGAUGUUCUGGUCGUCCUGGGAUGAGUCCAAAAUGACCGGUAUCUUAUUUAAUUAUUUUUAAGUGGUCUCUAAAUCAGUUGUCAUAUUAUGGAGACUGAUGCUAAUGAAUUGUAGAAUGAAGAUUAUAGGAAAACGAUUUUCUGUAGGCCUAUUUAUAACCAAGGACUUGGGCCUAUAGGCUACUGAAAUGGCAUCUUUUUGCGCGCAACAUCAACGUUUAUUGUUUGUAGCCUAUCACAUGUUGAAGUGGCGUCAAGAUGUUUACCACUGCACUUAUCACGAUGAACUUAUGUCCUUCGGGAAAUCUGAUAUUUCAUUUCGUAGUGACCACAUAGCUUGAGUACUUUAAAAAGUUCAGAAAUAAACUGUUCAGAGGAAAGCUUUUCUUAGGAGAAGUUAAUUUUGGGGAGAAAUUAUGAUCGCAAGCAACAAUCAGUGAAACGUAGGCCUAUGUCGGGCUUAGUUUUAGGAAAAGGGAAGUUUUCUUUGGAAAGUUUAUUUAUUAGCUGUUACCUUUUAAACAGAAGAGUAGAGACUAAGCAGCAUGUCUAGAUCGAACAGUGUAAGCCCGCCCGGCGUUGGUGCUCCUGGGCUGAGGGGAGGGACGGAGCACAGAUCUGCUUGGGGCGAGUCAGAGGCCGUAGCGAACGGAUGUCCAUACUCGGCCCGAUCCUCCACCAGAAGGCUCGCACGGUCCAACAGCAGAUGGAGGGAGGAGGACGAUUUCGACCGACAACCGGGGAGAGCUACCACAACCGUCAGCCGAGUUAGUUUCAGGUCCAAGUCUGCGUGGCAAGAACAUGGGGAGGAGAGUCGCAACAAUAACCGUUCGUCCCAAAGGUACGCGGAUGGCGAAGUGAGACCCAAGUCGGUGGAGUUGGGUCUGGAGGAGAGGAGAACCAAAUCAAAGUCGGAGGAGGAGGACGCCGUGUCCGACGUCCACUUUUCUAUGUUCUCAAUGGUCGCAUGCUGCACCAGCGUGAUGCAUAUUUUCAAGUCCAAAAAGUUUCAGUCGGAGAAGUUGGAGAAGUUAUACCAGCGCUACUUUUUCCGACUGAACCAGAGCAGCUUGACCAUGCUCAUGGCUGUGUUGGUGCUUGUAUGUGCGGUCAUGCUGGGAUUCCACUGCGCCGGCGGCUUCUAUCGCCUAACUUAUGUGGUUGUUUUCUCAAUGGCUAUUUUGCUUAUCCUUGUGUUAAUGAUCGUGUGCAAUCGGAAUGGAUUCCACCAGGACCACAUGUGGAUCGUCUGCUACGUUGUAAUCCUUGUCGUGCUGGUGGUACAGGUGAUAGGUGUUAUUCUCGUGCAGCCCAGAAGUGCUUCGGAAGGAAUAUGGUGGACUGUUUUCUUCAUUCAUGUUAUCUACACGCUGCUCCCGGUCAGAAUGCGAGCAGCGGUUAUCACCGGGGUGGUGUUGUCUGCCAUUCAUGUCAUCAUUUCAUGGAGACUCAACGAGGUGGAUGUUCUCUUGUGGAAACAGCUGGUAUCCAACGUACUGAUCUUCUCGUGCACCAACAUCGUGGGUGUGUGCACCCACUAUCCAGCCGAGGGUUCCCAGAGGCAGGCCUUCCAGGAGACCCGCGAGUGCAUCCAGGCUCGCCUCCACUCACAGAGGGAAAACCAGCAGCAGGAACGCCUCCUCCUAUCUGUGCUUCCCCGCCACGUUGCCAUGGAGAUGAAAGCCGACAUCAACGCCAAGCAGGAGGAUAUGAUGUUUCACAAGAUCUACAUCCAGAAACACGACAACGUUAGCAUCCUGUUUGCUGACAUCGAGGGCUUCACCAGCCUGGCCUCCCAAUGCACAGCACAGGAGCUCGUCAUGACGCUCAACGAACUCUUCGCCCGCUUCGACAAGCUGGCGGCGGAGAACCACUGCCUGCGCAUUAAGAUCUUGGGCGACUGCUACUACUGCGUGUCCGGCCUACCGGAGGCGCGUGCUGACCAUGCUCACUGCUGUGUGGAGAUGGGGGUGGACAUGAUCGAGGCCAUCUCGUUGGUGCGGGAGGUGACUGGUGUGAAUGUGAACAUGCGGGUGGGCAUCCACAGUGGUCGUGUGCACUGCGGGGUGCUGGGCCUACGCAAGUGGCAGUUUGACGUGUGGUCCAACGACGUCACGCUGGCCAAUCACAUGGAGGCUGGAGGCAAAGCUGGACGGAUCCACAUCACCAAAGCCACGCUGAACUACCUGAAUGGAGACUAUGAUGUGGAGCCGGGAUACGGGGGAGAGAGGAACGUCUACCUGAAGAAGCACAACAUCGAAACCUACCUCAUAGUGGGCUGCAGUCAGAAAAGGAAAGAAGAGAAGGCCAUGAUAGCCAAGAUGAACCGCCAGCGGACCAACUCGGUCUCCCACAACACAGCACACUGGACCGACCGGCCCUUCUACAACCACCUGGGCAGCAACCAGGUCUCCAAGGAGAUGAAGAGGAUGGGCUUUGAAGAUCCCAAGGACAAACACACGCAGGAGAACCUGAACCCUGAGGACGAGGUGGACGAGUUCCUAGGCCGGGCCAUCGACGCGCGCAGCAUCGACCGUCUGCGCUCUGAGCACGUCAAGAAGUUCCUCCUCACCUUCCGAGAACCAGACUUGGAGAAGAAGUAUGCCAAACAGGUGGACUCGCGGUUCGGGGCGUACGUGGCCUGUGCCUCCCUCGUCUUGUUUAUCUGCUUCAUUCAGAUCGUCAUCGUGCCACAUUCGAGCCUGAUGAUUGGGUUUUACGUGGCGUGUCUGGUCCUCCUGAUGGUGGUCAUGUUCAUCUCGGCCAUAUACUCUUGUUUUGGGGUCUUCCCAGUGCCUCUGCAGACGAUGUCCAAGCACAUCGUCCAGUCCCGGCUGAACAGCACUCUAGUGGGCGUCUUCACCAUCCUCCUGGUGUUCUUCUCUGCCUUCAUCAACGUUUUCACCUGUAGUACGGACAACCUGAAAAUGUGCCUGGGUCGGGAGUUCAACGUGACUCCCAGCAGUGUCAAUGCGUGCCACGUGCGCCGCUCUGCCUUCAACUACUCCCUGGGCACGCUGGAGGGCUUCUGCGGCAGCGGCGCACCCAACUGCAACUUCCCUGAGUACUUCUCGUCUUGCGUGCUGCUCAGUCUGCUGGCCAGCUCCGUGUUCCUGCAGGUGAGCAGCAUUGGGAAGCUCUUCCUCAUGCUCUUCAUCGAGGUGCUCUACGUGCUCAUCCUGGAGGUGCCCGAGGUCACCCUUUUCGACAACAUGGACCUACUGGUCAUAGCCAACGCCAUUCAGCACAUCAAUGGAACAAGUUGUGUGAUGGACUCCAAGGUGCCGCUGAAGAUUGUGACUCCAGUGGUCAUCACCGUAUUUGUGCUGGCCCUUUAUCUCCACGCUCAACAGGUGGAGUCCACGGCCAGACUAGACUUCCUGUGGAAGCUGCAGGCCACCGAGGAAAAGGAGGAGAUGGAGGAGCUGCAGGCCUACAACCGUCGCCUCCUCCACAACAUCCUGCCCAAGGAUGUGGCGGCGCACUUCCUGCAGCGAGAGCGGCGCAACGACGAGCUCUACUACCAGUCGUGCGAGUGCGUGGCCGUCAUGUUCGCCUCCAUCAGCAACUUCUCCGAGUUCUACGUGGAGCUCGAGGCCAACAAUGAGGGCGUUGAGUGCCUGAGGCUGCUCAACGAGAUAAUUGCCGACUUUGAUGAGAUCAUCAGUGAAGACCGGUUCCGUCAGCUGGAGAAAAUCAAGACCAUUGGCAGCACAUACAUGGCCGCCUCGGGCCUCAACGACUCCACGUACGACAAGGCCGGCCGCUCUCACAUCCGGGCCCUGGCUGACUACGCCAUGCGCCUGAUGGAGCAGAUGAAGCACAUCAACGAGCACUCCUUCAACAACUUCAAGAUGAAGAUCGGUCUCAACAUGGGGCCCGUGGUGGCAGGGGUCAUCGGGGCACGGAAGCCUCAGUACGACAUCUGGGGGAACACGGUAAACGUGGCCAGCCGGAUGGACAGCACAGGUGUGCCAGAGAGGAUCCAGGUGACCACUGACCUGUACCAGGUCCUGAACUCCUACAACUACGUCCUUGAGUUCCGGGGAGUCGUGAAGGUCAAGGGCAAAGGAGAAAUGACCACUUAUUUCUUGAACGGCGGGCCCAGCAGCAGUUAACACCCCUGACCCCCUCCCCCUAAGCAGCGACAGAGGCUGAGGACCCAGUUACUCUGAGGGGGGUGGAGAGGAGAGGAAGAGGGGGAAGGGGGGGGGGGGGGCAGAUGGACAGACAAUGUUUGUGUGCAGCUGAACCAGGAGUAGACCUACAGGACACUUAGGCCUGACAAUCUUCUGUCUCCUUCGUGUAUUGUUAUCAAACAGUCCCCCCCUCCCUCCUUAUCUGCUGGGGGCUCUCUGCUUGGUUGGAAUGGUGUGGAGCCUUGACACCCCCACCCACCCCCCACGCCAGACUCCUUUUGAAAAGGACUGGAGGACCUCCACAACACGGUGGCCUCUUCAGGGGUGAGCAGCAACACCAAAAGAGGCCAAAGAAGCGCCAACCUGGACCAGAGACUUGAAAGCCAGAGUCCAAAUGUCUGUUUUCCUUUAACUUGUGUGCAACAGAUCGUCGAACUCAGAAGUGGUAUUUUCUUCUCUCUCUCUCUCUCUCUCCACUCUGAAGAGGGUCAGAGAGGCUGUGGUCAUUGUGACACACGUCUCUCGUUAAGGUCCAGGUGUUCUCCACAGCUCAAUAGCUCGGCAUGAGGACACUGAACUGUGUAUACGUGCAAAACACCUCAGCUGUUUUCUGUGUAUAUCUUAAUCCUUCAUUGAGCCAGUGUGUGCUUCACAGUGGCUUUUGAACACCAAGCGGUGCAGUUGUGGCGCUGGUGUCCAAAACUGGGUGAACUAACAUGGCUGCCAAGUCAGCCCAGACCCGUGGCGCUACCAACCCUUUACUGCAGAAGUUCUCCAACUCUGCCUGGGAGGCAACCAGGCUCGCCUGAUGUAAGGAAACGAGAGCUCACCGUGUUAUCUGUCUGGGUACUUGAAUGAACAGACUGAGACUGUGUGUGUGUGUGUGUGUGUGUGUGAGAGAGUGUUUACACACAGGUGUUUGUGUGUGUGUGUGUGUGUGUGUGUGUGUGUGUGUGUGUGUAAUAUACACAUGUAUUUACAAGUUCGUCCCAUCUCCCCAUACCCAGAUACUUACACACAGUCCCACUAAUGUCCGUUUAAACUGAAGACACUUUCAAUGACAGAGAGAAAGUCCAAGUAAGGGUCUUUUGUAUUUAUGACAUUUUUGUAUUUUGACUCAAAAUACCAAACCUUCAAAUAUUUUAGAUUCUAUAUUUUGUACAUUGAUAGAGAGCAGGCAAGAAAGAAAAAUCUAUGGAUGCCAAUGCGUAUUGAGAUGUAUAUAGCUGAUGGAAAUGUAAUUACGAGCGUGCACAUUUUUACACUCACUGCAACACAAGAGAACCACAUUGCGCUAGUGCUUUGAAACCAUGUAGUUCGAAGAACCACAUGGUCGCGCAUAAGAACCACUCUCAGUCUGAGAAGGCUUGUCCGAAUACCCCCUUAUACUACUCUUUUUAUAUCUACUACACAGGACGAGAUUAGCUUCUCCUGAAUAGUUGCUUUGGUAACCCCCCUCUGAGUUAGGACAGAAUGACUGAGAAACGUAAGUGCAUGAAGGUUAAAUCAACAGUGUUAAACAUUUAAAAGGCCUUUUGAGGUUGUAAGCUAGCUUGCUAGCCUGUUCAGAACGUGACACAGUGAUAUGAAAUGUUAUGAAAAGGUUGUGUACUGUAAUAGUUUGUGAUGGCAGAAGUCAUGGGAGAGCCUCAGAGCCAUUUCCUUUGCACUGCACUUCUGACAACUCCUGAGCCAACAUCACCCCCCCCCCCCCCCCCCCCCCCCAACCCAACUUAAUCAGAUGGUACGACCCAAUGAAUGUCCAUACACUAUUCUCCAAUGAGGCCUUUGUAUUUGUAGGUGUGGUGAGUGGUUGCAUUUGCCACUGUAUAUCAAUACCAAGUGGACUUGUGGGAGAGCCACAAGCACCAAUGACCUGCUGUUUAGUUGUUCUUACUGUACCUGUUUCCUGGAAACACUUCGAGCGAGCGCUGGUGUUGUCACAUUGAAAAAUGCUAUUUCAGGUUUCUUACAACACCUUCCUUCCAAUAGUCUGUUUUUUUUCUCUCCUGCUUAACCAGCAACUGUAGAAUGAGCCGUGUUUUAUGAGUGCAGUCUUGAAAUAGAUAUUGCCUUGCUUUUUUUGGACCAAGUCUCUGGCCAAUGUUCUACCUUUUAGGGGGAAAACGUAUACGGACAUCAAGCAAAAGGCUUCCAAGAAACACUGAAGUUACUCUGAAAUAUAAUCAGGAACACUUUCUGACAGUUUAGUUAAAUACACUCACCAUUUUUUUGGAUGGAGUUGGAAUUUAGAACUGUUUGACUCAAGUUCUGUCUAGUCCCAUUUUUGUGCUUUAAAUGCAAUUCCAUUUAAGGUAGUGGUACGUAUGUUUACCUUUUUUUCAGUGUGGAAGAAAAACUACAUAUUUAUCAACCCCUCCCCUCAAAGUAAAAUUACUAUGAUAGCCUGUAAGGCCAUCCAAAUGGUUAAAGAGAGGGAAAAUUGGGUGAGCGCAAAUCAAUAUAAAAACUUUGGGUUGUCUUUUUGCCUAUCUAUCAUGUUCAACACUAUUCUGUUUUUUUACAUUCAAAUAAACCACUACAAUGUU
Messenger RNA from Alosa sapidissima (American shad), 7404 nucleotides. RefSeq names its product adenylate cyclase 5 (gene adcy5). Gene Ontology annotation, cellular component: plasma membrane. Gene Ontology annotation, molecular function: adenylate cyclase activity. The record is from RefSeq and is a predicted model, not a curated record. NCBI's taxonomy places the organism in Eukaryota, Metazoa, Chordata, Actinopteri, Clupeiformes, Clupeidae. Gene Ontology annotation, biological process: adenylate cyclase-inhibiting G protein-coupled receptor signaling pathway; intracellular signal transduction; adenylate cyclase-activating G protein-coupled receptor signaling pathway.